AUGACUACCUUGCAUUCGUACAUACCACCGGCGGCGGUUCCGCAUCAGGAAGAAGUGCCCUCCGAAGACCCAGGCACACUCAUCACCCAACACGCCGGCACAAGCCCUCUUGCUUCUACAUCAGAACCGACCGAGAGCCAUGCCCUCGCCAGCCAAACCCUCGUAGACCCCAACCAAGCCGGAGCGAGCCCGCCGCCCUCCGCCCCCGGCGAGGUCCUCGACCUCGGAUGGAACGAGGCGGACAAGAGCUCGCUGCCGCCCAUCGUGCAGGGCCUCGACAACGAGCAGCUCUGGGCGCUCCUGCGGCGCUUCAACAAGCAGGCCUUUUGCGUGCGGCGCAUCCACCAGCCGCCCCUCGCCAACCUCGACAUGAACAUUGCCGACGACGACGGCUUCGCCCCCGAGAAGCUGCGCGCGCAGCUCGAGCGCGGCUACGUCUCCGUCGUCGUGCCGCUCGCCGCCGCCGCCAACCACCUCGCGCGCCUGCGCUCCUGGAACGAGCGCCGCCGCACCGCCGCCUUUCUGCUCGCGUACGCCUGCGCCUGGGCGUGCGACCUGCUUGUCCCCGCGACUGUCGUUUUCCUUAUGGUCCUGAUACUGGUGCCCGCGGCGCGGAGGGUUGCGUUUCCCCCGGCGCCGAUUUCCCGCAUUGAUUCCGCCACGGGCGGGCUGCAGACGCCGCCGGCAGGCGUCGCCGCGACGGACGAUACGUUGACGGGCGCGCCGGAAAAAGUCGCGGGCGAGGCUGUGGAGCAAGAGGCGCACAGCUUCGUCAACACGCUUGGCUCGGUCGCUCUCAGCACCACCAUCGGCGGUCCGGCGAGUGACGACGACGACGACGUCGGCACGGCGCCCGGCGCGGACAAGCUAGUGCAGAACGUGUCGGAAGCGAAAGCGACAGCCGCAGAGGGCGACGCGCGCACAGCCCGCAACGAGACGCGGCAGCCCGCGGCCAAGAUGGUCUGGCAGCGCGCGCGCCCGUUCAUGCACGCCGUCACCGACCUCGUCGACACGUGGGAGCGCUUCGGCAACGCGCUGAGCCCGACGCCGCCGUUCCCCCGGUCCCGUGCGCGUGCGCGGCUGGCUGCCGCGCUGCUGCCCGUCGCGCUGGCCGCGCUGUUCACGACGCCGUACAUGCUGGCCAAGGGGUCUGGGCUGGUGCUCGGGUUGGUGCUGUUUGGGGCGCCGCUGCUCAACCGCCUGACAGAGGUGCUAGAGAGGACGUAUCCGCGGUGGCAGCGGUUCGUCGAGCUCCGACACUCGGUCCUGCGAGGCGUGCCGACGAAUGCGCAGCUCGCCGUUACCCUGCUGCGCAUCGGCGAGAAGAACAAGGCGCCGAUCCCGGCGCCGCCGGACCCGGAUGCGGUGUUUGGAACGCACAGCCCGCAUCUCAAAAGAGCACGACCUGUCGGCCAAGGCACGUCCGACACGCUCGCAGAAGAUCAGCCACAGGAAGCGGAAACGAGCAAUGGGCAAAAUGUCACGAAACGACCCGGCAAGGGCCGCCGAGCGCUGGACAUGCUCAAAGGCGCCGUCAAAGGCGGCGUGACGACGGCGCUGGCGGCGGACCGCGCCAAGGCGCUCGUCGGGGCCCCGCACGCCAAGGAGCGCGUCGGGGUGGUGCAGUCCGGCGACGGCGGGACGGCGGCGGACGGCCCGGUGCGGUUCGAGGCGCGGUACAAGGGCAAGCGCGGGUUCGCGUACGUGACGCCGACGGCGCUCAGCUGGUCGCAGGACGGCGGAGCGGAGCCGGCGUGGAGCGUGCGGGUGGCGGACAUGACGGGCCUGCGCAAGGUCGGGGGCCUGGCGUGGCCGAGCAGGAUGGUCGUCGGGUGGUCGCUGCAUAAGCAGGUUGUAGAUGGGCUGGUGGUUGAGACGGAGGGGGCUGAGUAUCACCUGACGGCGGUGCUGAUUCGGGAUGAGAUUUUUAAUAGGCUUAUUGCUAUGGGGGACCAGAUGUGGCAGUUGGGGUAG
Cordyceps militaris CM01 is the source of this 1974-nucleotide messenger RNA. RefSeq lists its product as uncharacterized. Lineage: Eukaryota; Fungi; Ascomycota; Sordariomycetes; Hypocreales; Cordycipitaceae. The transcript is spliced from 3 exons. Bases 1 to 1974 code for a protein of 657 amino acids. The record is from RefSeq and is a predicted model, not a curated record.